GAAGCUCAGUGACGUACCAUGCGGCCGCCGGGAGAAGUUUGAAAAUAAACGUGAAACUUUUGUUCCUUUUUAAACGGUUAAUUGUCAGAUGUUCCGCGGGUCGCUUUUGGGGGACACUCGUGGAAGUGGGAGCGGAGAGCUGAAGUGAGGAGUCCGGCCCGGAGGACGCUCGUCUCCCGACUGCGAUGUCGUCCCCGGGUGAAGAGCGUUCGGCCGCGCUGUCCUCGGCUCUGUCCAACGCGGUGGCGGCGGCGAUGGCGGUGGAGGCCGUGUCCGACCUGACGUCGCUGCUGGACGAGUGGGAGGAAGCUCAGCGCGGCAGCACAGACCCUCUGGUCUCCAUCCUCACCAGAAUAUCUGAGCUGAUUGAACGGGAGACGGGAGAAUAUCACAAAGCAGAUCCUGAUCCGUUCGACGACCGUCAUCCAGGACGAGCGGAUCCAAACUGUCGACUCGGACAACUCCUGAAGAUGCUCUUCAUCAACGAUGACUUCACCAACGCACUGCUGGAUAACUACAUCAUGACCAGCAGGGAGGUGAACCUGAACACGGCCGCCUGCCGCCUCCUGCAGAACAUCAUGCCGGGCCUGGACUCGGCCGUCGUCUUCCAGGAGAAGGACGGUUUGGUGGAGAAGUUGUUCGUCUGGGCUCAGGAAGCAGAACGUCCUCUGUCCGUCUACGCUACAGGUCUGUUGGCCCGAGCCAUGAGCAACCAGGAGGUGGCGCCGAGCUACCGGGAGGACAACGCUCGCCUGGUUCCCAUCAUGAUCCGUCGUCUUCACCAGCUGCAGAACGAAGCCUCCGCGACUCACAUGAGCUCCGGUCAGAAUCUACCUCAGGACCAUCAGGACCAUCAGGGCCCCCAGAACCUGGACCAGGACCCCCAGAACCUGGACCAGGACCCUCAAGACCUGGACCAGAACCUGGACCAGGACCAGGACCAGGAUAAGGAGGAGGAGAGGAAACCUCCUCCGUCCUCAUUGGCCCAGAAAAAUGGAGGCUGCAGCUCCACCCGACUCCUCCCAGGCUUCGUUUACCAGGCGAGUCCAGACCAGGAGGACCCCCAGGGAGGAGGAGGAGGAGGAGGAGGAGGAGGAGGAGGAGGAGGAGCGGGGGGGAAGAGACGAGCCACCGUGAAGGAGAACGGGAAGAAGGCCAAGCAGAAGCUGAACUUCACCUCCUCCUGCAGCAGCAGCCGGGCGGAGGAGGAGGUGGAGAAGGAGGCGGCCGAGGAGGAGGUGGAGGGGGAGGAGGAGGGGGAGGAGGCGAGGACCUCCUGGUCCGAGAUGAGCUCCAUGGUGAUCGGCUCCGACUACGUCCUGGCUCCUCUGAGUGCGGCCAUGGAGCAGAGGCUGAUCCUGCAGUACCUGGCGCCACUGGGAGACUACCAGGAGCUCUUGGCCGUCUUCAUGCAGCUGGACACCAGGUCUCUGCUGAUGAGCUACAUCGACCUGAAGAAAACCAACAACGUGCAGCUGACGUUCGACGCGCUGCUGUAUCUGGCCUCGCUGCUCCUCCAUAAGAAGUUUGCUGCUGAGUUCAUAUCUCAUGGGGGGGUGCAGCGCCUCCUGGAGGUUCCCAGACCGUCCAUGGCAGCGACGGGAGUCUCCCUGUGCCUGUACUACCUGGCCUACAACCAGGACGCCAUGGAGAGGGUGUGCAUGCUCCCUGAGGGCGUCCUCUCAGACAUGGUGUCCUACGCCCUCUGGCUUCUCGAGUCGUCCCAUUCGUCGGGCGUCUGUCACGCCACCAUGUUCUUCUCCAUCUCCUUCUCCUUCAGGGCCGUGUUACAGCUCUUUGACCAGCAGGACGGACUCCGACGCCUCGUCAACCUGAUCAGUACUCUGGACAUCCUGAACACAGAUAACGAGGCGUCAGUCAUGAGUGAUGAUCAGACUUUCUCCAGCAGACAGACGGCCAAACACACCUGUAUGGCUCUACGCAGGUACUUUGAGGCUCAUCUGGCCGUGAAGACGGAGCAGGUGAAACAGUCUCUACAUUCUUCAGACAGCGGGACCAUCGUUGCCCAGCAACCGUUCUACAAGGCCUAUUCUUACACCAGGGAGCAGAUCAUUGAGAUGAUGGAGUUCCUCAUAGAGUUCGGUUCUCCUCGGUUCCACUGGGAACCCGUGGAGGUUUUCUCCAAACUCUCCUGUGUUCCUUUGAUGCUGCAGCUCAUCUCCACAGCCUGCGACUGGAGGACCUACUACGGGAGGAGUGACACGGUGCGUUAUGCCCUGGACAUCCUGUCCAUCCUGACCGUGGUUCCUAAGGUCCGGUUGGUUCUGGCCGACACUGUGGAGGUUCUGGAUGAGACCAGGAGUCUGGUCUCUACUGUGGGUAUGAGCAUCAUCCUCGGGGUGGCAGAGGGGGAGGUGUUUGUUAACGAUGCUGAGAUACAGAAGUCAGCGCUACAGGUGAUAAUAAACUGUGUGUGUGCUCCAGACCAGAGUCUAACCACCGUCACCCCCCUCAGGCCCAACCUCCGCCCCCCCCAGCCUCCUCAGACCCCCCACAGCCGCAUCCUGGUCCACAUGUGGCAGGUCCUCCAGAACAACAACGGCAUCAAGGUGCUCCUGUCCCUGUUGUCGGUGAAGACGCCGAUAACAGACGCUGACCUCAUCAGGGCUCUGGCCUGCAAAGCUCUGGUCGGACUCUCUCGCAGCGCCACCAUCAGGCAGAUCAUCAGCAAACUACCGCUGUUCACCAGCGGACACAUCCAGCAGCUGAUGAAGGAGCCCGUGCUCCAGGACAAGCGCAGUGAGCACGUGCUGUUCUGCCGCUUCGCGGCGGAGCUGACGGAGCGUGUGUCGGGGAAACCGCUGCUCAUGGGCACGGAGGUGUCUCUGGCGCGGCUGCAGAGGGCGAGCGUGGUGGCCCAGUCCCGCAUCACCUUCCCCGAGAGGGAGCUGCUGGUCCUCAUCAGGAACCACCUGGUCACCAAGGGCCUCCACGACACGGCCGCCACGCUCGCCAAGGAGGCGCAUUUACCCGCCAGCUCCUCCUGCUGCGCCACGCCUCCUCCUGCUCCUCUCCCUCCUCCUCCUCCUCCUCCUCCUUCAUCAUCAUCCUCCUCCUCAGGACCCAGGACAUGUCGUUUAGCCGGUGGCAUCGCGGCUCGCGUUGGAGCCACCACCCCUUUAUCCUCCCGCUCCAUCUCAACCCCCCCGUCCUCCUCCUCCUCCUCCUCCUCAGCCCUUCCUCCUCCUCCUCCUCCUCCUCUUCUUCCUCCUCCUCCUACUACUCCCACUACUCCUCAGGGACAAAACUCACAUGUGUUCGGUCGGAUUCUGUUUUCUCGUGAGCGUCCGGCGGCCGUUUGUAACUCAGGGAGGAAACUCAGAGCUCUGAAGCAGAAGUCUGACCACGGAGCUUUUAUCCAGACUCCAGCCAUGAAGAAGCAGCUGGAGCGCCACCACCCGUCCCCUCCGACGCUGGACAGCAUCAUCACCGAGUACCUGAGGGAGCAACACGCCCGAUGCCCCAACCCGGUCACCACCUGCCCCCCGUUCUCCCUCUUCACCCCCCACCGCUGCCCCGAGCCCAAGCAGAGGCGGCAGGCCUCCCCCAACUUCACCGCCCGGCUGGGCAGCAGAGUCCUGUACCCGAAGUACGGCGGCGUGGACCGAGGAUGUCUGGACCGACACCUGAUAUUCAGCAGGUUUCGUCCGAUGUCCGUCUUCCACGAGGGCGACGGAGACGAGAGCGGCUUCACCUGCUGCGCCUUCUCGGCCCGCGAGCGUUUCCUGAUGCUGGGAACCUGCUCCGGGCGCCUCAAGUUCUACAACGUGUUCUCUGGGGAGGAGGAGGCCAACUACACCUGCCACACGUCGGCCAUCACUCACCUGGAGCCCUCCAGGGACGGGAAGUUGGUGCUGACCUCCGCCUCCUGGAGCGUCCCGUUGUCGGCUCUCUGGAGCAUGGACGGCGUCUUCAGCCUGAAACACUCGUUCGCCGACGAUAACUACGUCGAGUUCAGCAAACUCUCUCAGGACCGAGUCAUCGGCACCAAAGACCAAGUCGCACACAUCUACGACAUCCAGACGGGUCAGAAGACGUUGACCCUGAACGAGCCGGCUCUGGCCAACAACUACAAGAGGAACUGCGCUACGUUCAACGCCACCGACGACCUGGUGCUGAACGACGGCGUCCUGUGGGACGUCCGGGCGUCGCGCGCCAUCCACAAGUUCGACAAGUUCAACAUGAACAUCAGCGGCGUUUUCCACCCAAACAGCCUGGAGGUCAUCAUCAACACCGAGAUCUGGGACCUGAGGACCUUCCACCUCCUCCACACAGUCCGAGCUCUGGACCAGUGCAGAGUCGUCUUCAACAGCAACGCCACCAUCAUGUACGGAGCGAUGCUCCAGGCUGAUGAUGAGGAUGAUGUCAUGGACCAGCAGAUGAAGAGUCCCUUCGGUUCCUCCUUCAGGACCUUUGAUGCUACGGACUACAAGCCCAUUGCCACCGUGGACGUAAAGAGGGACAUCUUUGACCUGUGCACUGACUCCAAGGACUGUUACCUGGCCGUCAUCGAGAACCAGGACUCAGUGAGUCUGGACACAGUUUGUCGUCUCUAUGAGGUCGGACGACAGAAACUGGCUGAAGAGGGAGACGACGACGAGGACGAUGAAGAUCAGGACGACGACUCCUCGGACUCGGACGACGAUGACGAUGACGACGACGACGAUGAUGAUGAAGACAUGGACACAGAUCCGCUCAUAGAGGAGUUGGUCAAUAACGAGAACCCUGAGAACCAGGAGGGAGGGAACCCUGCAGCUGAGGAAGAGGCCGAAGGCAACGACAACAACAGCAACGAUGAAGAUGAAGAUGAUGAGGAUGAAUCUGACUCUGAGGACUCGUACAGUGAUGAUGAUGAUGAUGAUGAUGAAGGCUCCGACCCGUUUAACCCGGACACCAUCGACUUUUUAGAAGAGUCUGAUGAUGGUGAAGGUCAGUUGUUCUGGUUCUGAUCCAGAGUCUCCUCCUCCUCCUCCUCCUCCUCCUCCUCCUCCUCCUCCUCCUCCUCCAACAACAUUUUCACUUCAAGCGUCAGAUGGACUUUCUCUCGACGAGACGACGGUGAAGAGAAAUAAAUGUUUCCCCCAGAGGCGACUUCAGAGAAAACGCUUCAACGUGACUGAGUUUCUUCUUUUUUUCUCACAACAAGACUUUGUAAAAUGUUUCCUCGUGUUUGGUUUGUUCAGCCUGGAGUUAAUUUAAAGACAUUUUAUAGUUUUUCUAAAAAUGAACAAGAAAAUAAAUGUCUGCAUCUUUUUGUUCUUCUGGGAGUUAUUGACGUCCACACUGAGGCACAGAGCAAAUAAUCAGCGUGGAAUAAAUAAAUAAAAAUAAAUAAAAAUAAAUAAAAAUGUUUUUCAUCCUCAAAUACAAAAAUAUAAAAUGUCAUGAGAAUGUUCCUGUGUGAUGUCUGGAAACCAAGAAAUACCUCCAAUCUGCUCAGCGAUAGAAAAUCACCAGAACAGAAAUAAACCUUUUAUUUUGCCGUUA
Mugil cephalus (flathead mullet) is the source of this 5508-nucleotide messenger RNA. RefSeq names its product DDB1- and CUL4-associated factor 1-like. NCBI's taxonomy places the organism in Eukaryota, Metazoa, Chordata, Actinopteri, Mugiliformes, Mugilidae. Bases 186 to 4970 code for a protein of 1594 amino acids. The record is from RefSeq and is a predicted model, not a curated record. Gene Ontology annotation, cellular component: Cul4-RING E3 ubiquitin ligase complex; nucleus. Gene Ontology annotation, molecular function: nuclear estrogen receptor binding; histone H2AT120 kinase activity. The transcript has 30 exons. Gene Ontology annotation, biological process: protein ubiquitination.